Molecule: messenger RNA, 2166 nt
Organism: Cololabis saira (Pacific saury)
Lineage: Eukaryota; Metazoa; Chordata; Actinopteri; Beloniformes; Belonidae
Exons: 3
Coding region: 1027-2166 (379 amino acids)
Molecular function (GO): zinc ion binding; nucleic acid binding
Source: RefSeq, a predicted model, not a curated record
UUAUGCAGAGCGGUAAUCUGAGCCUGCAUAAACUCUCGUGAGAAGAGCGGAAGUAUCGUUUGUUCUCGUUUGCUCCGUUGGGAUCAGUGCGUGCGUGUGUGGGUGUGAGUGCAGCACCUGUGUGUCUAAAGUACCAAGACUGUGAAUGGUGCUGUUGGGGACAGAUUCCACACACACACAUCUUAGCAACAUAAACAAGACUGGACCUGAAUUCCUGUGAGGAUCCUGAGCCUUACCCUUACUUGCUGGGCAAGUAAAUGCUGUAGGCCCAAGAGGCUGGACUGGUGACACAGCGGUCAGCAGGCAGCCAUUGCUCCUUUCCUCAAUUUUAUUUUUAUACAGUUUUAUUUUUAUACAGUUUUUAUUUGAAGCGUUGCUACUCUCGUGCCUCAACUAUUUUUGUAGGAAGUGUUAUUUUAUUUUGGUGUACUUCGUACAUGGUGACCGGGCCCCCCCCCCCUUCCCCACUUCUACAGUGUGACGUUUUUUAUAGUAUUUUUAAUAGUAUUGGUGUGCUCAUUUGUGCCUUUGAGCAGUGCUUUUAUUUAUCUUUAUUUACGUUUGCAGUGAUGUAGUAGGAGGUGUUAUUGUGUCCCUCGGUCCCGUAUCUAAAGUACCCAUUUUAUCUGUUGGAUGGCUUGUUUCUUUUAAUUGUGAUCAAUAAAUGUGAUAUAAUUGUACACACAGAAGCCUCUGUCUCUCCCUAAAGUUACCAUUACCUGCAUGGGGAUUUUGAUUACCAGAUGAUUGUUUAAAAGGGUAUGAGCAGCACUCAUUUGGUCACAUUUGGCGUUGUUGGCAGGAUACAGAGGCUUUUUGUGUUUAUGAAUUGGAGGCACAGAGUUUUGUACAGCAACGUGUUAAGGUUGGAGGAAAGGAGCAGUGGUUGUCCAGGAGAUCAAGAGGACCUCAUCGCCUCCUAGUGGCAGUAUCACCUGGGAGCAUACAUCCUGGACAUUUCUGUUGGUGGUGUUUAUCGCUGCCCUAGGUUCUUCAUAGUUUGGUGCUGUGUUGAAAGCUGGAAAAAUGUCUGAAUCUGAUGAACAAAUCAGGGCACUGACCGAGCUUGUUGAGCAGCUACAGGCAGAAAAUAACAGGCUGCGAGACAGGGGUAAUGUUGCUUUUAAUGCAGAGACCCCUGGGCCAUCUAGCCAGGUAGCGGCUGACAGUGUUGGCGAGAACUCAGUACCAGAGCGGGUGUAUAUUUAUGCACCGAGAGAGAGGAAAUGUCCACGCUUUUCAGGCGUUAUGGCUCAGGAUGGUUUAACUGUGGAGGAUUGGGUGGAGGAGGCGCGAAAGUCCCUGUCAGUAAGACAUACAUCUCCAGCUGAACAGGCAGCCUUUCUCAGUGAUCUCUUAGAUGGGGAAGCUAAGAGGGAAAUUAAAUUUGGUUCUCCUGCAGACAGAGCAAAUCCUGAGUCUAUUUUUAAUAUUUUAUUGGAUAACUUUGGUUGUGAUCAGACCUAUGUGACACUACAAAGGCAGUUCUUUCAACGCAGACAACAGGAUAAUGAAUCUAUCCGUGAAUUUUCUCAUGCUUUGCUACAUUUGAUGGAGCUGCUUAAAGGCAAAGAUCCACGUGGAGUUUCACACCCAGAAUUGGUGAUUCGUGACACUUUCAUUGAAAAUGUACGUGAUGCUAAAUUACAGCGUGAAUUGGCUCACCUGGUUCAGCAGCACCCUAACCAGUCAUUUAGUCAAGUACGUAAUGUAGCCAUCAGAUGGGAAAAACGAGGGCCCCCUAGCGGUACUCAAAGAGCUCGGGCUUAUUCUUGUGAUGCUCAGGCCUCGGGAGUGGAUAAUUGUGAUGUUGAUACUAAUGCCAUUUCUGUUAAACCCAGUGAUGAGUUGUGGGAGUUAAAAGAGUGUUUACGCCGACAGCAGGUGCAACUCGAUGCCAUUCUUGAACACCUAGGCCCCUCUUCCUCUCGCCCCCCCUCUGCGCACAACUAUGUGAAUCCCCAGGACAUCUCCAGUGGCAAUAGGCCAAAGCCAUACAAAUUCCAACCAGAUGGUAAACCAAUAUGCAUGCGAUGCAAUAGAACAGGCCAUAUUGCAAGGUUUUGUCGGGUGGACAUUGGUGGGCUCCCAGGUGGGGUGGGGCAAAGGGGCCAGGGUCCAAGGGUGGGGGUACAGGUGAAUGCAGUAGAGCAUCAGGAAAACUAG